GCCGGGAGAAUGCUGCUGCCGGGGACUCGGGGCGCGGCCAGUCGCAGCUUCUUUGCGAGGGGUUAACUGCAGCUCCUGCGGCCAGGCGGGCGCGAUCGCUUCCUCUCCCGCUGCCCCGGAACAUGGAUACUGCGCCCACGAGAUGUUCGCGAGCUGAACCAGGCAGUCAGGAAACAUGAGAAGGCCUCGAUAUUCCGGGUCCCGGGCCGCGCGCGUCCGUUUGGGUAAAUAAAGCCGAGACGACGGCGGUGGCGGCGUUGAGCUCGUCGAAGCUUUUGCCGAGAGCAUGCGUCGGGGAUGGGAGUGUGCCUAGAUCCAAGGAGGGACAGCCAGCCACUGGCUGAGGGCUCCGCGGCCACAGAACCGGAGCCCUACUGCGGAGUUCCUGGCGGCCCGGCUCCAAGGCUCUGCGGCGAGGCCGGGAAUCCCUGCCAGCCCGCACCAUGAACACCAUCGUCUUCAACAAGCUCGGGGGAGCGGUGCUUUUUGAGGACCGAGGUACCCCAGAGCGGGAACGUGGGAGCAGACCAUACGGUGGCAUUUUGGACAAUCCACACGCACGCCCGGAGGUGGGCAUUCCAGAUGGCCCGCCCCUCAAGGACAACCUCGGCCUGAGACACCGGAGGACUGGGGUCCGACAGAAUGGAGGGAAGGUGAGGCACAAGCGACAGGCCCUGCAAGAUAUGGCGAGGCCUCUUAAGCAGUGGCUUUAUAAGCACCGUGACAACCCUUACCCCACGAAGACCGAGAAGAUAUUGUUGGCCCUCGGUUCGCAGAUGACACUAGUGCAGGUGUCCAAUUGGUUUGCUAAUGCUAGACGUAGGCUGAAGAACACUGUUCGCCAGCCAGAUUUGAGCUGGGCCUUAAGAAUAAAGCUAUACAACAAGUACGUGCAAGGCAACGCCGAGCGGCUCAGCGUGAGUAGCGGCGACUCCUGCUCCGAAGAUGGAGAAAAUCCCCCCAGAAAUCACACAAACGAAGUGGGCUACAGCACCCCUGCCCAUCACACUGUCAUUAAAGGGGAGAACUCAGUGAUAAAAGCCGGAGUGAGACCGGUGAGGCCAGAGUCAAGGGCAGCCGAGGACUACGUGUCACCUCCCAAGUACAAAAGCAGCUUGUUGAACCGUUACCUUAAUGACUCUUUGAGACAUGUCAUGGCCACAAGCACUGCCAUGAUGGGAAAAACAAGGCAAAGGAACCAUUCAGGAUCUUUUAGCUCCAAUGAAUUUGAGGAAGAGUUGGUGUCUCCAUCAUCAUCAGAAACUGAAGGCAACUUUGUCUAUCGCACAGACACUCUGGACAAUGGCUCGAAUAAAGGUGGCAGUGCAGCUAACAGAAGGGGCCCGAGCAAGGAUGACACGUACUGGAAAGAGAUCAAUGCAGCUAUGGCCCUAACAAACCUCGCCCAGGGAAAAGACGAAGUACCAGGGACCACGAGCUGCAUCAUCCAGAAGUCUUCCCACAUCGCAGAAGUAAAGACAGUCAAGCUGCCUCUGGCACAGCGCUUCUAGUGUGGCCAGGGGUGCUGCUGAGCAUGUCAGUGUUUUCUUUGUUUUUUUACCUAAAAUCCUCAUCUUAAGAGCCAAAGCAGGUGUGAAGAGGACUCCCAGCCAAACCUCCUAAGUUCAGCUAUCCUAAAUAUACCAGUUGCUUCUAUAAAAAGACACAUAAAUUAUAAAAAAUCAUUUUAAUCAAAAAUAUUAACUUAUUUUAUGUUACUGAAACUAUGCAUCUGCGUUAGCAUUACAGUAAGUGCCUUGCUUCCCUGAGAUAAGCUCCAACGUGGGCACAGUGAAGAGCUGAGCCUCAAACAGCCGACGUCGACACUUGCUAGACCACAUCAUUCCAAACUGGUGCAGGACCGAAGCCAGAAUCGCUGAAAGCCCUUGAAAUAAAUCCAGUUACUCACACAUUGAAACUUGGAAAUCUGUUCAACCCAGGUGAAGUGUUUUUUUCUUUUCUUUUUUUUUCCUUCUCCCAGGAAUGCUGAUAGGGCUAGAAAUUGUUCUUUGUACUUUCCAGGGUGACAGUGAGAACUUUAUGUGUGGGUUUUGUUAGUGUAUCUGAUCCAUGAACAGCUUCCAAAAUAAAAGGUGCAGCCAGCUCACUUGAUGUGAAUGACUCACAUGAUGUAUAUGUUUAAGAAGAGACACUUUCAAACUAGUAAUUACGGUAUGCUGUAACCAGAAAUUAUUUUCCCGAUCACUGUGGAAAGCAUUCCAAUGCCCUUUAAAAUUAAUUUAAUUUUGCAAAGAGCCUUAUUAUAUAAAUCGCUGAAUUUUGUUCCUGUGCAAAACUAAACCUAUAGUUUAGUUUUAAGACAUGAUCUUGCUUGCAUUGGUCAGUGUUCCUUUGUAAUGGAAACUGGCUUUCAUAUGGAGUAACUAAGCUUUUCAUUUGGUUCAUUUCAAGUCACGAUUCUAAUGGACAAUUUGUAUUGCAACGAGAACAAGAAAAUGAAGGAAAAUAUCUGUAUGUGGAUAUACAUAUAUGCAGAAAAUUGAUUUUUUAGAAUUUAAAACAUAUGGGAAAUAAAACAGGAACAGUCUCUGGUUUGUGCCAAGUAGGACAUUCAAGUAAAAUGUAAAUGAAAUUUUGCAUUAAAAGAAAGAACAUUUUGUUUCUAACUGACACUACCACUGAGUGGAAACAAUCACUAUCAAAGAAAAAGAGCAUCCUUGCCUUUAAACAUCCUAACCAGCUUGGGAACGCUCGAAACCUACAGAAAUUUGGAGACGCCAAACAAAGCAAAGCAAAUGUUGAACAAAGUGAAAAGACGCCUAUUUUAGAGUGGGACUUUUUUUUCUGGGUAUGUAAUCUACUUCUUAAAAUUUUUUUGACUGGAAAGCACUUUUGCCAAGUGUGAAUGACAUUCAGUAACAUGGCACGUGCUGAUUUUUUCUUUAUUUUACAAAAAGCUUUUAAAAGUCAAAGGCCGCUCUUCGCUGCGGGGUGGGCACGAUGGCCAUGAUGGCCGCUGUGAGACACUUUUUCUUGUGUCAUAGCCUUGUGGGGUGGGGUGUCUAGUGUAAUGAAGAUAAUUUGAUAUGAAAAUAUUUUAUAUGUCUAUUAUUCCUGUUUUCUUAAGCGCAGUUUGCAGUAGCAGGAAGCCCAAGGUGAGGUGUGUAUGUGAUGACCGUAUGAGUGAAGUAUUGUAUGAUGAAGUACUGGCUUCUGCUACUGCGUCCUCAGUACUCUGAGACCCAGGAUGCAAAGUGGAAGUCACCACAACGCCUCUGCCCAGACGUGAGUGUGGCAGUGAAAGACAAGGACAAAUACUUCACUCUUUUUCAUACUAUUAUAAGUUAUUCUGGUAUUAAAUAUUUUAAUAAAAGUGUUCUUGUUUUACUAUGUUGCAAUUAUAAAAACGAAUGCUGGUUGUAUUUUAUUUGAAAUUGUCAUGUUUUAUUUUUUCCAUCUUUUGGGGAAAAAUCAGUGAAUUUGAUCUGUAUUAUGAACACAAACCAAUGACAGGACACAUGACUUCUUUCAAGUGCCAAAGCUUGGAGUCCAGCCUGUACACACUUUAAAAAAAAACAUAUUAUUAGCAUAUCCCCAGCAAUGUCUCCAAUUACAGUUACUUUUAAUUUAUUAUUUUUCUUUCAUUGCUGUUGUCUGAAUUGUCUGGAACUCAGAGACCCCUUCACCCCUUAAAAGCACCUUAAACAACACUGAGCCAGCAGCCAAAAGGCUAACACGUAAUUUAUAUUGAAGAGAG
Molecule: messenger RNA, 3718 nt
Organism: Myodes glareolus (Bank vole)
Lineage: Eukaryota; Metazoa; Chordata; Mammalia; Rodentia; Cricetidae
Gene: Mkx
Product: mohawk homeobox
Biological process (GO): muscle organ development; regulation of transcription by RNA polymerase II; cell development
Cellular component (GO): nucleus
Molecular function (GO): DNA-binding transcription factor activity, RNA polymerase II-specific; RNA polymerase II cis-regulatory region sequence-specific DNA binding
Source: RefSeq, a predicted model, not a curated record